GCGAACUGCUGUACUAAAUGAUGGCAAUGCUGCAACCCGAGCUGCUUGUGUUGUUUAACAAUUUCUUCAUCUUCUCUUCUCGACAAUAUCCUCAUAGUAUCAACUUAACUCAUUUCCGUCAUCACUCAAAUAGGAAAACUUGAAAAAUAUAGGGAUGAGCGUAGAUUUAAGUAAUUAUGAACCCUAUAAAGAUAGUCCACCACCUGGUGCACCACCGGAAUUGGUUAGAUUGAGUCCAUCUCCCCCAGGUUCUGCAAAUCGCAGGCAUCGCAGCAGCAGUUUGGUACUCAACAUGGAACAGGAUUCUAGUGACGAUAUAAGCAAUAUUGACUUGGAUUUGUUAGAAUCCGAUAAGCGUAAACAAAUCUACAAAGCCUCUGCCAAAAUGGCUGCAGUCUUUUUUUCUGCUUUUGCUGCCUUGGCUUUGGUGCUGUACUUCAGCUGGCCUGAAUUAGAAGAAAUCGAUAAACCGUCACUCAGGAUUCCAAAGUCAUUCGAGCAAUUACAAGCGCUUAAUGCUUUAUUAAAGAAGUAUCGCACCCAGCAAGGUACUAGGAUUCUAAUUUCAUGGACAGUCAUCUACCUCUUUCUUCAAGCAUUCUCAUUGCCCGGUUCAAUGUAUCUCUCUAUACUAGCCGGUGCUCUCUGGGGUGCUCUACCAACCCUUCCGUUAGUUUGCUGCACCGUCGCAACAGGUGCCUCUUUAUGCUAUUUGAUAUCUGCAUCAUUAGGUUCAGUUGUUUUGUCAUUACCACCAACAACAAAAUCGAAGGAAGCUAGAAAGUACCGCCAUUUACGCCUUGAAUCUGACACAGAACCUUUCUUACUUAAUGAGGAAGCACAAUCGCCCACACUUCAAGCAGCUGUACAUGAAAACCAAAACGACAAUGAGGAGAAGCUCAAUUGGUUUGAUUCAUUUAGAUUGAAAUUAGAACACUAUCAAAACAAAAUGAGAGGUCCAAUUGAGCGUGGUGAUGUUUGGUCAUAUUUGAUUCUUCUCCGAAUUGCACCUUUACCACCACAUUGGGUAUUAAAUUUAAUUGCACCUCAUUUAGGUAUCAAUCUAUUCACUUUCUGGGGUUCAACUGCAUUAGGUGUUGCUGGUGUGUCUACGAUUCAUGUCACAAUUGGUAGUGGAUUAGAUGGAAUGACCAGUUCAGAUGAUUUCCAUUUGUUCUCGAUCAAGAACUUUUUAGGAUUGGGUGCCGUCGUGCUUGCAGCAUUAAUUCCAAUUGGCAUUAGACACGCAAAGAAGAAUGAUUUGGAUAGUUUGGAAGAUGUCGAGCAUGAGGAGUUCAUACAACACAAUGAUAAUAGUAGGGAUGGUGAUUAUCCACCUUCUUAUCACCCAACCAAGAAGAAUAGCUUAGUUGAACCACCUCCAGCACGUCCUAAUAGAUCAAGAUCAUCUUCAAGAACAAUUUUGUUGGAUUCAACACCUGUACAAUUAGAUCGCAAAAGAAGCAACUCUAUGAAUCUUUCACCAAUUCCAUCCGAUAUUGUCAAAAUGCAAUCAUCACCUGCCGCACCUUCACCGCAAUUAAUAAUGUUGGGUACCCCACCACCACUUUCAUCACCUGAAUUGAUAAACUUCGAAUCAUCAAGUCCAACGGCUAACCAAACAUCAUUUGCAAAUUCGAUUGUUUCUAAUAAUGUUAGAGUUCAGCGUCAGAAUCUAGAUGUUAGCAGUUUAGUUAGAAAGAACAGUGAUGGAAAUCAUCCACUCAAUAUUGAUACUUAAUUUUUUUUUACUUACUUUUACAGUCUCUCUUUUCUAUCAUUUUGCAUCUUUUAGAUAUAUGUAAAAGAAACAUAGUAUUACAGUAUCACAAUCUCUAACAAUAUGCGAUGAUUUUAUCGUAAACCUUGUAAAUUUGUUAAUUUUACGAAUGUCAUGAAUUUUCC
This is a messenger RNA of Wallemia mellicola CBS 633.66, 1905 nucleotides long. RefSeq lists its product as hypothetical. The record is from RefSeq and is a predicted model, not a curated record. Gene Ontology annotation, cellular component: endoplasmic reticulum membrane. The transcript has 3 exons. The coding region runs from base 155 to 1741 and encodes 528 amino acids. NCBI's taxonomy places the organism in Eukaryota, Fungi, Basidiomycota, Wallemiomycetes, Wallemiales, Wallemiaceae.